AUGAAUUCGUUGCUGGGCGUCCUACUUAUCAGCUUACAAAUUUAUCCUGGAACCAGCGGUAUGUUUUAUGCUUUAAAUUACUUUUUUUAAGAUAUAUCCGUUGCUGUUUCUCCUACAAUAUCACAUUUGCACGUUGCAGUUUGACCCUCAGGUCAAAGUCAACGCCUAACUGAAGACGCCGUUUAUCACUUAGAAAUGUACCACCUUCACCACGAGAUAACAAUUUUUUUUAAGUCCUUAAAAUAGAAUGCUAAAUGCACUGUCAUCUUCUCCUGUUUUAACUAUAAGCAAGUAUUUUGGAAAUUUAAUUACACCACCAGUCUGAUUCCCACAAGAGUCUUGUAACAUUCAUAUAAUUUGUUAUUUCCCUCAGAAUAAACUCACCGGUGAGUUGUUUUUAUCCUCGAAGGCAGAGGCAUUACACUUGUUGACACCUCUUUUACAAUAAAAUUCUAACAAAGGUUCAUUUUCUUUUUAGGGUUACCUAACUUUGAAGUCUUACAAAAUUUAUAUCGAAUAAGUUUAUCGCUCGUGUGAUACCAAUAAGUGAACAAGACGAGGCGGGAUGCCCAAAACUCACUCAUUCUAAAAAAUACAGUUAAGAAUACAAAAAAUCGUUAUGUUUAAAAAUUGUGAAAAAACUUUCUCGACUCAAAUAAAACCCUUAUCGGAUAAUUUUAAGUUGAUUUCCGUCUAAGAUUCUCGAUGCAUUUUUACUUCUAAUGUUACUUAUGGAGGAAGCUAAUGAACAUGUUUCUCUGAUUUUUUCAAUGGGUUACAAUAUAUUUCGACUUAAAUAAAAGGUGUUUCGAAUGUUGCCCACGUCCUUUCGUGAUCUGAAAAUCAUUUUUCUAAAAUAAAUCUUUCCUGUAAUGAUUUACAUCCUGUGCUUCAAACACGUAGCUCACUGGCUCACUGGCUCACUGGCUCACUGACUCACUGACUCACUGACUCACUGACUCACUGACUCACUGACUCACUGACUCACUGACUCACUGACUCACUGACUCACUGACUCACUGACUCACUGACUCACUGACUCACUGACUCACUGACUCACUGACUCACUGACUCACUGACUCGAACUUGUGUUAUGACUGAUAGGCUGAAUGAAUAACAAAAUAACGUAACGAUUGACUGACUCAGUGAUAAUUUUGACUGACUGAGGAGUGUACAUAAUUACAAACUGCCAGGUAAGAUGCUUUUCUGGCUUAUUCCAUGACUGAUAGACUGAAUUGGCUAUCAUCUGUCUCUUUAUUUCAGUUUACGGACAGAGAAUUUACGAAUCCUCCCGUUCUGAGAGAGUAAAUAAUGGCGAUCGACUCGUCCUUAAUUGCUCUGACAGAAACCUAGACCAGUUUCAAGGAAACGCGAAUUUCACUUGGAAGAAAAACUCCGUGACUAUACCGAAUGACGACCCACGCUUAAAUGCAGACGGGAAAGGCACCCUGCUACUUGAGCACGUACGGCAAAGGGACUCUGGACAAUACACGUGUACUUUUGGUUCAGCCGACGUCUUUAGCAUUAGCAAUAUGACACUGUUUGUCAUAGGUCGGUGGUUAAUUAGCAGUGUUGUACAUCAUUCUUCAUUAAGUCUAGAUGUUAAAAGUAUCUACCUUAAAAAUACGUAAGAAAAGAUGGAUCUAACAUUUCCAUCUUUAAUAUUUAUGGCCUGGUGGCUCUGAAUUAUUCUUAAUUCCCUCCCUCCCUCCCCUCCCCUUCCCCCGCACCUUAUUAGGAGUUAAUUGACAGCCAAUUUACUAUUGUCUCCCCCCUUUUUAUACUUCUGAAGACGACUAAGUCCCAUUCCUUUCCUCCCCCUAAAAACCAUUUGGUCCCCCAAAAUCCCUCGAACCUCCCCCGGGGAUAAAUAGUCAAUGGUCCCUGAGGAUGGUUGCCAAGCAACCCUUAAACCCUUAAAGAAGAGAUUCAAGGGCAUAAACUGUCAGAAAGACGGAAUUUAAACGAAUUCAUAUCUGAAGAUAACACUUGAUAAAGAUGAAUAGAUUUCUUUGGGGAAAUGCUUGAGAAAUUGAAACAUUUACAUCCCUUUCACAUACCGCUAGUCUGAUAAAUUGUUCCUUUUAUAGGCAGUACAUCUCCGAAUAGUCCGACAACGAAAGUAAUGCAUUAUCGGAAGCAUUCAGCACAACGGGGUACCACCUUGAAUUAGGCUCGUACCCAGACCUUCCACGGCCAUUCAGUUACAGUUUCAGGGUAGGAUCCGGGUACGAGAUUAACCUUGUAAGCCAUGUUAACACAUUUCCUGUACAUGCAGUCUCCGAGGGUAACAGAAGGCUAAGAGAGUUGCUUAAAGGAACUAUAUCACAUAGUGCGCAUCUUAAAACAUUUGGCCAAACUUACUCAUUGGCAGUCCUUGUUGACCUUCAAAUGGCAUCUUGUAAUGAUAUAACUGAACUCAUGUUGUCUUUAUGAAUAAUUCCUAUGCCACAAAAGCUUAGAUAGCCGUGCAGCGGACAAGAUAUCUUUGUUUGUUUGUUUGCUUUAAACAGGGAACGAUCCAUCCAACGGAGUCACAUCCACGAGUAGUGUCGCAGAAACUGCCAUGACAAGCCUCAUAGCAAGUCAUACUAGACUUGUUUACAGCGUUACGAUAAAAAGCUCCACGACAAGAAGUGUAAUAUUAAGUAGUGUCACGACAAGUCGUGCACAAAAACAUAGCGUCACGACGAGUUAUGUCACAAGAAGCAGUAUCACAACAAUUCGCGUCACCACAAAUAGCGUCAAGUCAAGAUAUAUAACGACAGGGAGUGCCACGACAAAUCCUGUCAUAACCAGUAGCAUCACGACGAGUAAUGUCCGGAAAAGCAGUAUCUUAGCAAGUCGCGUCACGACAAAUAGUGCAGCAACAGGUAGUGUCAUGGCAGGUAGUGUCAUGAAAAGUCGCAUCAUGGCAAUCAGUGUCACGACAAACGAUGACACGAAAAGCAGUGUCGUAAAAAGCAAUGUGACCAUCAGCUGCGUCACGACAAAUAGUACAACGUCGGGUGGUGUCACGAGAAGUAGUGUCACGAGAAGUAGUGUCACGACAAGUCGCGUCAUGAUAAUCAGUGUCAAGACAAAUGGUGACACGAAAAGUAAUGUCGCAAAAAAUAGAGUUGCGACAAGCCCUGUCACGACAAAUGGUGUCAAGAAAAGUAACGUCACGACAAUUAGUAUCACGAGAAGAGGUGAUACGCCGAGCAGCGUGAGCAUGGUUUUGUAUACUACAGCGAUUGUGGCAACAAAGCAGCCAUCGCCCUCCCCUCGGUUAUUCACACAAACAACUACAAAUUUGAUUUCAAGCCUACAACUGCAGGUAUUUGAUUGCUAUUGAUCAUUAAGAAUUUGCUAUGUAUGACAUUGGUUUUUUUCUUCGUAAGACUACAGCUUAGAAACACAUGAUGAUUGAGUUCUGGACCCAAUUUAUAUCUAAAGAACGCUGAGUCAACCCAACCCUCAUUUUCUCUUGGUCAAUCUCGGUAGGAAAUUCGUCACUUUUUUCAUUCACGGAAACUGCUAAAAUGUUAACCACAACAAAGUGAAGUCGCAGGUUUGCAUUCGAUAUUUGAUUUUUUUUUUUCAUGUUUGCGGAGGCUUUUUUUUUUCUUUGUCUACCCUAUCUCCUAAGGCCUAUUUACACAGUACGACUUUGUCGCAUGCGACAAGCUUACGACAGGCCUACGACACGAAUUGUAUCGUGUAAAUCAAACCUACCACUCGCUUACGACUGUCGUGCACGUCACGAAAAAUGUCGUAGGAUUUUAAAACAUGUUUUAAAACGCUGCUACAAUCGUAGCCGAAAUUGAUAGAAAAUGACGUAUUUUGUGACAAAUUUCUACUGAGUAGGGGAGGAAGGUGAAAUUUUCUUGCGUCAAAAUGGCGGAGGAAGUCGCCUCCGGAAAGUCGAAGACUGCUUCCAAAGCGAAAAAUACAUUCUCAGAUGAGGAAACAGAGAAUAUGAUAUCAAUGUGGAGCGAGGAAGAGGUUCUUUUCCUUCUCUUGCAAAUUAUUGAAACAAUGACCGCGGCCGAAACGAGUGGAAUUGCACGCGAUUUUGGCAUGUCGUAGGUGAAAAUGUCGUGCGCGUGUAAAUUGUCCUAAGUCAUGUCGUAGGCCUGUCGUAAGCUUGUCGCACGCGACAAAGUCGUACCGUGUAAAUAGGCCUUACAAGGGCUUACGUUUGAUAAUGUUGUAUUUCCAUGUUCGUAUUUUGUGCCUUACCAUCCCCAUAAUAGUAUCAGUUGUCUCACACUCAGGUUGAAGCUCUUUUGAUCGGUGACAAACCCACCAACAUUAGUACAGUCCUUACUGAACUUGUCAAACUGACAAAGCCUGGGAACGAGCUGAAAGUUAACGCAAGCGAGCUCUCUUUAUCCUUGGAUAUACUAGAAAAACUAGUGACGUACAACUCCUUGGAGAACCACACUGCCAUUACCACACCAGCCGACCAACGUAACGUCUUGGAAGUAGCCAGUAAUUUACUGAAUGAAGAAAAUGUGGAAACGUGGUUAAUGUUAGAAGAGGUAAUGCUGUUGGAUUUUGCUAAAUCUCAUAAUGGUAUCACUUUCGUGAUUUAUUGAAUGACUGUCUGACCAAUUGGACGACUGAUCGUUUGAAUGACUGACCGAUAGACUGACUGACUGAAGGUUGACAGCCGCAAUUACUAACUGACUGAUUGAAUGGCUGACUGUCUAGGUGACUAAUAGGCUGAUGACUGACUGACAGACUGAUUCACUGACUAACAGACUGACCAACUGACUGACUGAAUGGCUGACUGCCUGAGUGACAGACUGACUGACUGUUUUACUGAUUGAUGGCCUGAGUGACUGACUGACUGUCUCACAGACUGACGGUAUGGGUGAGUGACCGACUGACUGACUGACAGUGGAGAAAGACUCCUCGAUAAAGACCCACUUUGGAAUAUUUCUAAAUAAUGUUGCUGUCCCUUUUUUUUUGCAAUCACGUGACUUAAAAUAAUCAGAUGAUGUAUCAGUAAUAGCCCAAGUUAAAAAUACAGAAAUAGUUCAAGGAACAAUAUAUCAUGCAAAGAGGACAAAGAUCUCACUUAAUUGCAUUGCCAUCAACCUAUACCAUGUUUUCAAAACUUACCUUCAUCACCUUUCAUACUUAAUACAUGUUCAGAAUCAAGGAAACAUCAUCGGUUUACUACUAAAGACGAUGGAAGAGUUUGGUUCUCAAGUAAGCAGUCAGCUUGGUAGAUCAAUUAAUUCUACCUCCUUCGUCCUUUUAUCAAGAAACAUUGCUUUCAGAGUUGAUCGCUUAAACCGGAAUGAAACGGUGAGUCAGUAGCAUACUUUUGGUUUGCUCUCUUUUUUCCCUCCCACUUCCUUUGACGCAUUAUCACUGACCGUCAAGAAAUGGCUACGAGGCGGACUGUAAGAGAAUCAUUUCCCCUGUAAAUCCAACGUGUUGUUUCCUUAACAAGCGCGUCUUGUCUUGCGCAUAGAGAGCGCUUUUUGAUUACGUGCCAUAAACCAAAACCAAAGUAAUCGCAACGGCCAAUCAGAAGAGAUAAAAAUACCUUUAAGAGCCAAUGAGAACUCAAAGUAAAACAACCAAGCUGCCUAAAGCGCGGGAAAGAGCAGGCAACUAGGUCGUGAUUGGUUUAAAUUUUUCAUCUGAUUGGUUGAGAGAGUGGUGCGUGUUUUCUGGACCAAUCACCGAGCGAAAAGCAAAAAAAUGCAAGCUCAGAUUACUUUCGAUUAAAUUGAUCCAACCAAACAUCUUCUUUUAUUUCUGUUUCCAGCUUCAUGUGAAUUUCGCUCAGCACGGUGCAACAUUCUUUGCUCCUGGGUCAAUGUUUUUAGAUCCCCCAGGGAGCCGUGUGUCGACCAUCGUCUACAAAACACUUCAUAACGUGUUUAGACUUAAGGAGAAGGGAUUCAGUGAAGCUCAAAAGGAAGGGGGAAAGCUGCAGACGAUUGGCUCGAGUAUCAUCUCAGCUACGGUUCUACCAACUCCAAAAUUCCCAUUGGCAAAACCAGUUAAACUGGUUUUUAAACGUAACAAUCAGGUAUGGGCAAUAUGAGCACUGAGCAUUAAUGAAAAAAAGGUGAUAAAUCAAUGUCAACAGCACUGAUUUAAUGUGGUGUUAUAUACAAUCGUAUGACAUCGUUUGCAGAGCCGUAAUUUGAUUGGACAGUGCGUAUUCUGGGAGAUUGGCCGAUCGCAGCGAACGUGGCUUACACGUGGCUGUACACGUGUGGAUCAUGAAUCAAAUGCUAAAGUCACAACGUGCGAGUGCGAUCAUUUGACCAUCUUCGCUAUUUUAAUGAAAAACAAGCCGGUAAGUUCAUUAUGUAUCUCACAAUUUUUAAUUCUGUAUUUCUUUACACGGUAUGUUUCUUACCUUAGUCUCUGAGUUGAGGGUCUCAAUAGGGUGAUGGCUUUUACGGCUCACGUUUAAAACUUUUCCCUCUGGCUAUUCGAGCUGGUAAGCUUCAUAAUGUGGCAUGUUACUGCUCAUUAUAUCAUCUGAAAGGAGAUGCUCUGAGUUUCUUUUAACCAGGCAGAGAUUGCUGAUUGGCUGAAAAAGAGGGCAUUUUUAGAAAGCAUUUUAAAACGCUUAACUUUGCCUCAGUGUAAAUGGGCUGGUUUCAUUGCUUUGGCGUUGUUGUGUAAAAAACAAGAUUUCACUUAGCUGAUCCGCGCAUUUUACAUUUCAUCGACGCUAACAGAACAAUGAAAUGGCUUCCCACGAAAGCGCAUAGCAGCGUGCGUUUUUGACCUUCGUAAUAAAAGAAAAGUUUGCUCUUUAUAUUAUACACAAGUAAUCGCUUGCUUCCCUAAAAUUGAGGAAUAAUAUCACUUGCUUUUACAGAGGUUUCAGAAAUCGCAACUUCUGAGGCCCUAUGCGAUGAACUAUACUAAUGUUGAAUAAAAUGUUUUCUAUUUUGUUCUAUUUUUCUAUUUUCAUUUUAGGUGCAAGCACAACAUCAACACAACCUUGAGUAUAUUUCCACGAUAGGCUGCGCAUGCUCUCUACUGUUCCUUCUGCUGACCUUUACGGUGGUUGUUUUGUGCUGGAAACAAGUAAAGAGUAUUCGAGUCAUAAUGUUACUGAAUCUUUGUGUGGCCAUUGCUGCUUCUUGUUUUUUGAUCAUCCUGGUUGGAUAUGCAAAAAAAAAAGAGGUAACUAUAAGAUAUGGACCUUUAUAUAUAUUUUUACAUUGAGAUAGCUGCAGGUUUUUUUUUACCUCCCCACUCUCUGCUCAAUCAUUUAUAAAAAUUGUUUUCGACACAGAAUUAAUAACAUCAGGCUACGUCCAUUAUUUCGUUGGGUUCAUCUGUUAUUUCGCCGGUAGUCAUUUAUACUCUUAAAUGGAGUGUGUAAUUGUGGGAGCAAAUAAUCUCACACGUGAUUGAAACAUAGUGACCCGGCCAGAUCUCAAACCCAUAUCUCUCUAUCUCUCUAUUCGUAGUUCACUGUGCUCACUUCCAGGCCUCCGCGUUAGAAAACUGAUCUCUUUAUUUUUUGUCCGUAGAUGCUAUGCACAGUCACUGCAGUAAGCCUCCAUUAUUGGACCUUCGUUGUCCCAGUUGCGAUAAUCGUGCUGGUUAGUGGUGUUUUGUUUAAAUUAUUUAUUUUAUGACUCACCAAGCAUUUUCACUCACACGCGAUUGGUCUAAACGCAUCACUUCAGAAUUAGUCCUCACUAAGACCUGGAAAUAUGCGGCGAGUUUCUCCAAAUAAUGUGCAAAGAAUGUUCGAAACAAAUAAAAUCUUCUUUUAAAUUUGAAUCUAGAUAAUACAGCUAGGGUGUUUGUUAUCGUUACCGAAGCGUUAAAAGUCGAACGACAGAAGUCUGCUAAGUCAACAUUUCUCAUAAAGAAUAUCAGAACAGUCUGCAAUCAUGUAAUCUUCCACCUUUCUGUCAACGCAAUGUAACAGUCCCAUCACAAAAUCAUAAAUCUUUUAUAAAACCCGCUUUGUUACUUAUCACAUAAUCAGAAAGUUCAAAAUAUGUCAGCUAUUUCAUAAAUUUAACAAAUAACGAUAACUAA
Messenger RNA from Pocillopora meandrina, 8028 nucleotides. The record is from the annotation of a GenBank genome assembly. Lineage: Eukaryota; Metazoa; Cnidaria; Anthozoa; Scleractinia; Pocilloporidae.